This is a messenger RNA of Octopus bimaculoides (California two-spot octopus), 2577 nucleotides long. Its product is annotated as monocarboxylate transporter 13. NCBI's taxonomy places the organism in Eukaryota, Metazoa, Mollusca, Cephalopoda, Octopoda, Octopodidae. Gene Ontology annotation, biological process: transmembrane transport; monocarboxylic acid transport. Gene Ontology annotation, molecular function: monocarboxylic acid transmembrane transporter activity. The record is from RefSeq and is a predicted model, not a curated record.
GAGACGUGCGUAAUCACUAAUCGUCGGACUUUCGGAACAGCUAUCAUUGCCUCACGGAGAAAGUAAAGGAGAAGGAAUUGGGUGAUUGUUUCCUUCUGUGAAAGAAUUUUGUGUCCUAAAUAUCUAAAUAUUUUUUUCGACAUUUUUGCUCCACCCCCACCCAAUUCCAUGUCAUUUUACUAUUACUCCUGUCUCACGAAACGGAUGUAAUAAUAUUUUACGCGCCACGUAAUGAUGUUUAUUUUAAACUAUUUGUAAUCUUUUAGUUUGUGUUUCCGAUCUUCAGUUCCGCUCAGUUCUUUCAUUGUUUUUAGUGAAUUGCAAUUAAAAAGUUUAGUCUUUUUCUUAGGGAUUUCAUAUUGCUUGUCUUGUGGUUCUUUACGAUAGUGAAGUUGAAACUGAUGAUGUUGAUAAUGUUGCGGAUGAUGACAUAAGCCCAGUCAAACAGUCUGUCUAGUCAAUAUAACAAGACCACUCAAACACUCUCUCUCUCUCUCUCCCAGUUUCAUUCAAUCCACCUCUCACUUUCUCCCCUCUCGUUCGCGCUGUCGUCUUCGAUACCUCUUGCUCUCGUUGUGAAUUCUUCAUUGUGAAAGAGAGUCAGCAAACCAGCUUGUUAGUUGAGAAGUGAGAAAAUAACACAUGCACACACACACUCACACACAAACCGUUUGUUGCAGCCAUUCAGUGAGGAAUUGUUCAGACAGAUGUUACCACCACAACAAACAGUUGACUUGCUAAACAGUUAGCAGGCCCCUAAAUGUUUAUUGUCACCUUAAAGACUUCUUCCAUGAUGCAAGAAGAUACCGGUGGAAGGAAGUGGGCCGUGAUGGUCUCGGCCUUCUUCGUCCAGUUUAUCAUUUGUGGCAUUACCUACAGUAUGGGAAUAUUCCAUGUGGUCUUCCGACACAUCUUUGCAGGAUCCCACUUUGAUACAUCAUGGGUUUCUGCACUUUUACUUCAUGUCACUGUUAUUUCAAGUGUCCUUUUCCGAUUUGUGACAGCCAAGUUUGGCAGUCGCGUCAGUGUGAUGUUGGGCGGUCUCUUAUCUUCUAUUGGCCUUGCACUUGGAGUUUGCAUUACAGAACUCUAUGAAAUCUACCUUUGCAUGGGUGUCCUUACAGGCAUCGGUUUUGGCAUCGCCUGCUCACCGUCUAUUGUCGCUGUUGAACAGUAUUUCCACCGUUGCCGCUACCAGGCACUCAGCACAGUUCUCGCAGGAAUUGGUUGUGGAAUUAUCGUCUUCCCCAAUUUUAUACGCUACUUACUGGAGAUAUACGCAUGGAGAGGGACCUUACUAUUGUUGUCUGCAAUCACACUGAAUCUCUGUGUGUGUGGAGCAAUCAUGAAACCUCUCAAGUUUGAGAAGGAAGUCCAGCUGCUACCACUAUUGUCAUGCAUGCCACUACGCAACCCACUUUUCUACGCAAUGUGCAUUGGUAACUUCUUCUGGAGUUUCGGCUCCACCAUCAUAUACAUUUUCCUCCCUUCCUACGCCAUCAGUAUGGAUACUGACUUUAUUACAGCAACAUUCCUGGUCUCUUGUAUUGGCAUGGCCAGCUUCACAAGUCGCGUUAUCUUUGCAUUCAUGGGACAUAACUCAACGCUGGACGAUGUCACUGCCAUCUUGUGUUCAGUUGGACUUGGAGCUGUUAUAACCGGCACCUGUCCAUUGUUAUUUAAACAUUACUCGGGGCAGAUAAGCUAUACACUGCUUUUCGGCUUCUACAGUGGUUUUUGGACCACAUUUAUGUCACAAGUGACCAGAGAGUUACUCGGACCGCAUUAUAUUGCAAUUGGCAAUGGCUAUUUGUCUUUCAUGAUUGCUCUCGGGUCACUAGGAGCUCCCUGUGCUGCAUUACUUAUUCAAGCAGAAGAUGAGUACACAUAUGCCUUUUAUUUAGCUGGUGCCUGUCUGCUGACCAGUGCCACCAUUAUGGUUCUCUUUAAGUACAGACAGUGUGGAUCACCGACACAUUUGACCCCUUCUGAACACAAGAUACCAUUAAUGAACACUUCCAACGGUACUGCCACUAAAUGUCCAGAUCCUACCACAACCUAUCGGUACUAUGAGGAAGAUCAUAUGGUUAUGCAAAAAUCUGGAAUGUACAGUUUAUCAGCGUCAACAGAAACAAACCUGGAACUGCGAGACAGUCAUAGUAAGUGUUUAGCACACAUCCCAACGUCAGCGAUAUACUGCGCAGGCAAGCCCUCCACAAUCACAGACCAAACCAGAGUGUGUGUAUAGAAGAUAAAUCCCAGAAAAAAAAUAUAAAUAUAUACAAAGAAAAAAUACAACAAUAAAAACUGAACAACUUUCUUCAUGCUUUGUCCAUAUUUUUCUCUUCUCAAUCACUCCUUUCUUUGUGAUUGAGGAAUUUUGAUGUCCAACCAUCAUAUUUUAUCUGCAUGGAGUCAUUUUAUUCAAAUUGACCAACCAGCGGCAAAAAAUUACCAAAAUUAAUAACAACAAUAACAAGAUUGAUAAUCACAGAAAAAAAAAAAACCUAACACCCAUGAUGACCACCACCUCAGAGAGAGCUCUUUUUUUUUAUAUAUAUAAAAACUGGAUAUUUC